AUGGAAAGAAAUCAGAAUAGUAGGGAGAAAAACUUCCAGGAUAGUAACCGGAGAGAUGGCCAAAGAGAAGGUCAAAGGGACGGUCACAGAGGUGGACAAGGUCAAAGAUAUAACCAAAAUCAAAGAGGAGGACAAGGUCAAAGGGGAAAUCAAAGAAAAGGCCCUAGAAGAGACGCUCCCAAAAGAGCGUCCAUUAUUAACCUUGCCAACUACAAAGAUAAGCAAAUUAGGUUAACUUUUUCCGGAGUCCACGAUUCCCGUGAAGUGAUUGGAUGCUUGAAAGGUUAUGAUCAACUUAUGAACUUAGUGCUGGAUGAUGCUGAAGAGAUUUUAAAGUCAACCGAGAAGAGAACUCUUGGCCGUGUGAUUGUCAGGGGACCGAAAUUGGUGAGCCUUGCUCUGGCAGAUGGAAGCGAGGAAGUGGCUAAUCCGUUCACUCAAAACGAAGAGGCCGAAGAAAACCGUGUCUAA
Molecule: messenger RNA, 471 nt
Organism: Komagataella phaffii GS115
Lineage: Eukaryota; Fungi; Ascomycota; Pichiomycetes; Pichiales; Pichiaceae
Exons: 3
Coding region: 1-471 (156 amino acids)
Biological process (GO): mRNA splicing, via spliceosome; nuclear-transcribed mRNA catabolic process
Cellular component (GO): U6 snRNP; U12-type spliceosomal complex; Lsm1-7-Pat1 complex
Molecular function (GO): RNA binding
Source: RefSeq, a predicted model, not a curated record